CAACCCACUUCACCUCACUCUCAGUCCCAGUACACUCCACAGUCCACACUAGCAAAGCGGUAGGAAGAGUAGCCAUGGCUCCGAAGCGCCGCGGCAGCAAGGUGGUGAGCUCCGUCGUCAAGACCAAGGUGGUGGAGGAGACCGUGGAGGUCGCCACCACCAUCCUCCCCGCCUCCCAGUCCCAGCCCGACUCCGCCGACCUGCAGCCGGAGGUCGUCGACGUCUCCCGCUCCCGCGACGUGCACGUCGAGGUCGUCACCACCCCGGAUGCCCAGCCCACCGCCGGCGCCAAGAAGCAGCCCGCCUCCAAGAGGGGCGCCGCCAACGCCAAGUCGCCGGCCGCGCCGCUGGUGGUGGUGCCGGUCUCGCCGGAAGAGGAGCAGCAGCGCAAGAAAGGCGGCAGCAAGACGCCGGCGUCGCUGCAGAGCCAGGAGACGCAGGAGGAGCCCUACGCGUACCAGGGCGACGAGACCACCAAGAAGAGGCCGCAGGAGGAGCAGGACGGCGCUGAGCCUAACAAGCCGGAGGGCCCCGAGACGCCGACGCAGAAGAGGUCCAGGGGCGAGGGCAAGGCCAAGACGCGCAAGGCGGAGGCCGCAGCAAGGAAGAAGCUGUCCGCGGCGGCGGGGAAGAAGGGCGGGCGGCGUCGGCGUCGGCUGGGAGGGAACACGGUGGACAUGGGGUACAAGGCGUACGUGUACCGGGUGCUGAAGCAGGUGCACCCGGACCUGGGCGCGUCGGGGAAGACGAUGCAGGCGCUGGACAUGAUGAUGGCGGACAUGUUCGAGCGGCUGGCCACGGAGGCGUCGCGGCUGACGCAGUACGCGGGGCGCGCCACGCUCACCUCCCGCGACGUGCAGAACGCGGUGCGCCUGGUGCUCCCCGGCGAGCUCGCCAAGCACGCCAUCUCCGAGGGCACCAAGGCCGUCACCAUGUACACGUCCUCCUGAAGUGUACAUGCACGUCAGAAGCAGGGCUUGCAGCAGGGUGCAUUGUUCUACUAGUAGUUAGUUUAAGUUUAGUCUUGUGUCUCCGUGGCAGGCAUGCAUGCAUGCGUGGUUUAGUCCGGACUUACUUUUGGUGGUGGUGCCGGUCUCCAUGGAGGUCCGAUUUGCAAUGCAGUAAAAGUAGUUUCAAGUUGGUGCCUGAUGAUGUACCUAGUGUAGUUGGUUGGACAAUUAGCGCCUAGAGCUAAUGGUGUCUUGUGCUUCGUGUGGUUUUUUUUUUUUGUUGUUGCGGAAAUUGUGCUUCGUGUGGUUGAUGCACUAGUAGUUUGUUGCAAGUUAAAUUUAGCUGCCGGUUUACAUUUCCAUCAAAUCAAAUGGUUGUAUAUAUAUGUGUUCUAGCA
Aegilops tauschii subsp. strangulata is the source of this 1348-nucleotide messenger RNA. RefSeq lists its product as uncharacterized. Gene Ontology annotation, cellular component: nucleosome. NCBI's taxonomy places the organism in Eukaryota, Viridiplantae, Streptophyta, Magnoliopsida, Poales, Poaceae. The record is from RefSeq and is a predicted model, not a curated record. Gene Ontology annotation, molecular function: DNA binding; structural constituent of chromatin; protein heterodimerization activity.